AGCCAGAAGAGAGACACGCACAUACCGUGUCACGACGGUGCUGGAGGUGCGUGUCCUGCUCUGCUCCUCACCACUCCUCCAGACACCCCCCCGCGGCUCCGUGUCUCGCCAGCAGCAGUGUGGUCCACGACCCUCCAGAUGAGUAUGGGGUGGCAACAGUAAAAACCUGGCGUGACUACUGGGCGAAACAGCGGCGGCAGGACCCGGGGGAAGGCUAGGGCCGGAACGGGGAAGACGGGUGGCAGGUGCCGUCAGUGUGGGCCAGGCGGGCGUGGAGGCAGGCUGCUCGCGUCUCACCAACAUCUUCCUGCAGAAGUACGCACUUCUCGUCGCCAGCGUGUCUGCAAACCAUCCAUUAAUCACACUUAUAUUUAUGUAUGCCACAAAAUGUCGUCAAAAGGAAGAAACAGCAGCAAGCAUAAUUGUUGAAACUUGAGGAUAUUGACCACUGCCACCACCAUUGUAAAGUACAAAGCUUGUACUGUAUUGUUGGUACAGUGGUAUCUUGGUAUCAAGACAAGCAACGUGAACUACCACUGUGACUUGUCCAAUUUUGUAUAAUCAAGAUGUUGGGAGCUCACUUGGCUCGGCUGGGGUUAACUGCAACACACAAUGUGGUGCACCCCCACCACUCGCUGGCCAAGGCCAUGCGGAUCGUACAAAUGGCACAUUCCUCUUCUAGCAUAGAAUAUCGACCCAUCAAAUCUGUCCUAGUUGCUAAUAGAGGUGAAAUUGCUAUAAGAGUCUUCAGAGCGUGCACAGAAUUAGGCAUUAGAUCUGUUGCCGUUUACAGUGAGCAGGACAAAAUGCACAUGCAUAGACAGAAAGCAGAUGAAUCGUACAUCAUUGGGCAAGGGCUUCCACCUGUCGAUGCUUACCUAUGUAUUCCAGAAAUAAUUAGAGUAGCAAAGGAAAAUGAUGUAGAUGCUAUCCAUCCUGGUUAUGGUUUCCUCUCUGAACAAUCUGAAUUUGCACAAGCUUGUUUAGAUAAUGAUGUUCGGUUCAUUGGGCCAUCGCCUGAGGUUGUGAAAAAGAUGGGUGACAAAGUGGUUGCUCGACAGAUGGCAAUUAACGCAGGUGUUAACGUUGUCCCGGGAACUGAUUUGCCAGUAACUUCACCUGAAGCAGCACACGAUUUCUGUGUUAAAUAUGGCCUACCAGUAAUGCUGAAAGCUGCAUAUGGAGGUGGAGGGCGUGGCAUGCGAGUGGUCCGAGAGUUGGCUGAUGUAAAAGAGAAUUUCCGUCGAGCAUCUUCUGAGGCUGAAGCAGCUUUUGGAAAUGGGGCAAUGUUCAUUGAAAAAUUCAUUGAAAAGCCUCGGCACAUUGAACUGCAGAUUUUGGGAGACAAGGCUGGAAAUAUUGUACAUCUCUAUGAACGUGAUUGUUCUGUACAGCGUAGACAUCAAAAGCUGGUGGAGGUGGCUCCUGCCCCCAACCUUGACCAAAGAGUUCGUGAGGCAAUGGCGGCUGAUGCUGUUAAACUGUGUAAGAGUGUGGGCUACGAGAAUGCUGGUACCGUCGAAUUUUUGCUAGACAAUAGAGGAAAUUAUUUUUUUAUAGAAGUAAAUGCUCGACUUCAAGUGGAACAUACGGUCACUGAGGAAAUUACUGGAAUUGAUUUGGUGCAGUCUCAGAUCCGUGUCACAGAAGGUAUGACUCUCCCAGAGCUUGGCAUGACCCAAGAUAAAAUUACUCCCCAGGGAUGUGCUAUUCAGUGCCGUGUCACAACAGAAGAUCCUGCCAAAGGUUUUCAGCCUGAUACUGGUAGAUUGGAGGUAUUCCGAAGUGGCGAAGGUAUGGGUAUUCGCCUUGACGGUGCUUCAGCAUAUGCUGGGGCAAUCAUUUCGCCAUAUUAUGAUUCCCUCCUUGUGAAAGUCAUAUCUAGAGCUUCAGACUUGCAUGCCUCUGCUGCUAAAAUGAAUCGUUCCCUCCGUGAAUUCAGAAUACGUGGUGUAAAGACCAACAUUCCCUUCCUCCUCAAUGUGUUGGAGAACCAGAAGUUCCUCAAUGGCACCAUCGACACAACUUUUAUUGACGAACACCCUCAGCUCUUCCAGUUUAAACCAUCUCAAAAUCGUGCACAAAAGCUUCUCAAUUACCUGGGGAAUGUUUUGGUAAAUGGCCCAUUAACCCCUCUUGCUACGGGCCUUAAACCUGCUGAAGUCCAUCCUGUGGUACCAUCAACGCCUGCUGCUACUGAUCCUCCACGGGGCUUCAGAGAUGUACUUGUUGCUGAAGGACCAGAAGGUUUUGCAAAGGCUGUCAGAAAUCACAAAGGACUUUUACUAAUGGACACAACCUUUAGGGAUGCCCACCAGUCUCUUCUUGCAACUAGAGUCCGUACUCAUGAUCUCCUAAAGAUCUCGCCAUUUGUGGCACACAACUUCAAUACACUGUAUUCAUUGGAAAACUGGGGAGGUGCCACUUUUGAUGUGGCACUUCGGUUCUUGCAUGAAUGUCCUUGGGAGCGACUGGAAUCAAUGCGAAAGCUUAUCCCCAACAUUCCUUUCCAAAUGCUCUUAAGAGGAGCCAAUGGUGUUGGAUAUACAAGCUACCCCGAUAAUGUUGUUUACAAGUUCUGUGAGUUGUCUGUAAAAUCAGGAAUGGAUAUCUUCAGAGUUUUUGACUCCCUCAAUUAUCUACCAAACCUUAUGCUUGGCGUGGAUGCUGUUGGUAAUGCAGGUGGUGUUAUCGAAGCUGCGAUCUCAUAUUCUGGCGACAUCUCUGACCCCAGCAAGAAAAAGUACACUUUGGACUACUACAUGAAGUUAGCCGAUGAACUAGUUAAAGCCGGGACACACAUUCUUUGUAUCAAGGACAUGGCUGGGCUGUUGAAACCACGAGCAGCCAAGAUGCUCAUAUCUGCCUUAAGGGACCGUUAUCCUGAUCUGCCCAUCCAUGUUCACACCCAUGAUACUUCUGGUGCUGGUGUGGCAUCAAUGUUAGAAUGUGCUUAUGCUGAUGCCGAUGCUGUUGAUGUUGCUGUCGAUUCCAUGUCCGGAAUGACUUCUCAGCCCUCUAUGGGUGCCAUUGUUGCCAGCUUGAUGGGACAUGAUCUCGACACUGGAAUCCAUUUAAAUAACAUCAGUCAGUACUCUGCAUUCUGGGAACAAACUCGUACACUUUAUGCUCCAUUUGAAUGUGCAGUGACCAUGAAGUCUGGCAAUGCUGAUGUUUAUCAGAAUGAAAUUCCUGGUGGCCAGUAUACCAACCUCCAGUUCCAGGCAUUCUCUCUUGGACUGGGUGAUCAGUUUGAGGCAGUGAAGGCGGCAUAUCGAGAAGCUAACUACCUUCUUGGAGAUUUGAUUAAGGUAACACCAUCAUCAAAAGUAGUGGGAGACUUGGCCCAGUUUAUGGUACAAAACAAACUCUCGGCUGCUGAUGUUGAAGCAGGGGCAGAGAAUCUCAGCUUCCCCAAGUCUGUCAUUGAAUUUAUACAAGGAUAUCUGGGCGAGCCUUACGGGGGAUUCCCUGAACCACUUCGUACUAAAAUGUUGAAGGGCCUACCAAAAGUGAAGGGACGUCCUGGAGCAACAAUGACUCCCAUGGACUUCACUGCAAUAAAGUCCAACCUUACUGAGGAACAUGGACACCGUAUUUCAGAUUAUGAUGUCCUGAGUCAUGCUAUGUAUCCUAAGGUGACAGAAGAUUUCCUCUUCUUCCGGGAAAAGUACGGCCCUGUUGAUAAGCUCGACACCCGAAUCUUUCUUACUGGCCCAAAGGUUGGUGAAGAAUUUGAAGUACAGAUCGAGAAAGGAAAGACCUUGCAUAUCAAGACUCUGGCUGUGUCUGAAGACCUUAAUGUAAAUGGUGAACGAGAAGUGUUUUUUGAGCUGAAUGGGCAACUUCGAUCAGUAAUGGUUCGUGACCAAGAAGCUGUGAAGGAACUACAUGUGCAUCCAAAAGUAACGCCUGGUGUAAAGGGACAAGUAGGAGCUCCUAUGCCCGGCACUGUGGUAGACAUCCGUGUGAAAGUUGGCGAUGAGGUGAAAAAGGGCUCCGCACUAGUAGUCAUCUCGGCUAUGAAGAUGGAGAUGGUUGUUCAAGCCCCAUGUGAUGGAGUUGUUGAUAGUGUUAAUAUCACAAAGGACAUGAAGCUGGAGGGAGACGAUUUGGUGCUCACUAUUAACCCUAAGUGAGGGAUGUAUAAAUGUUUGUGUAUACUAUAGUAGAUAGAAAUAACUAUAUGGUGAUGAGCAUAUUGAACAUUGUCAUUAAAAGUUAAAUUUUGUUUAACAUGUUAAAGCAGUAUCAGUGUCUCGAGUAUUUUGAGGCUACUUUACAACAGACAUUUAAAUUACUGUCUAUGGUUAAUUACAGUAAGACACUUAAAUUAUGAAUUGGUGAUAAAUUGUAAUUUUAACAAGAUUUUAAGCUAUGUAAAUUAAACUUCAAUCAUUGUUAAAAUUUAGUUUCAGUGCAGAACUAUAUAUUUGAUAAAUUUUUAAUUGCACUGAAAAGCAGUAGUUUUUGUUUUUAAAUUGUUUUGGUAUUUAAUCUGUUGAUGUUUCAAAGAACUUUAAUUUUAAUGGGUUAUGAUAACCCAUGCACACGUGUACUUUUUUUUUGUGCUGGCACGUGCACUUCCCUUGCACCCACAUCCAUGCGUUUAGUCUUUAACUCCAUUUGUGAAUAUUAUAAGUGAUUACUGGUAGCUGGGAAAAAAAAGUUUGGCAAAUAGCUACUUCACACAAAGCUAAAGAUGUCACAUUUUUAUGCAUUUUAUUAAUUUUUUCUUGUCUUCCUUUCAUCCCCACAGUUUUAGAAGCGUACAUCGGUAGUAUUGAAUUAAUUUAUUUAAUUUUAAGGAGUCCUCAUCAAAUUGUUAUUGUCUAUUAAAGACAACUGUAGAUACAAUGCUUGACAAUGCAAGUGUGACUGGGACAAGCUGCACGCGGCUGCUGACCGUCUUGUAGCUUGUCACGUGUGCUAGUUGGCUAUCAGUAAGUCGCUUACUUUUAUUAUUAUAGCAGCUCUGACCUCAUUGAAUGUAAGAUUUAUAAUAAUCAUUAUUAUUAUUAAUAAUAAUAAUAAUAAUAGUAGUAAUUAAUAUUAUUAUAGACUCCUCAGCAAUGUGUAAAAUUAAUUUGGUAAAGAACAUUUGCUACUCUUUUUGAAGCUCAAAUAUGGACAAAGGCUGUGUUUUUUAAAAAGUAAGACAUGCUUUAUUUUUUAUUUUUUUCUAAGCAAUACUCGAUUGCAUUAUACCAGAGAAGGUGUUCAUUUUAAUUUUAAAUAUCAAACUAAAGUAGGCACCAUGUUCCUACUGUGAUACAUACUUGAGGUUAGAGUUGUAAAAGAAACUUGCUGUAAAACUGCACCCUUGGUUCUGUUUUAAUUUGUUCAGUGGUGUGGCUUUGAGGAGUGAAGUUAUGGUCGUUCACCUUUGUUAGUGCACAUAAAAUAUACCAAGGCAACAAAAUUAAUGGUAUCUUGCCAUUUGAACUGAUGUAAAACAUCUUUGUGCUGUAUAAACCAUUUGGACCAUGCUGCUUUUCCUCUUAAUGUAGAGAUAGUUAGCGUCUCGUAACUUCAGUAUUGUAAUGAUUCGUAAAAUUGUGAACUGGUUAACAAAAUGCAUUGAUUGUUUAAUUCUCAAUUUAAGUUUUUAAGAGCCUUGGAAUGAUCUUCCAUGUGGUAAAAAAUGUUUUGUAUUCAGGAAAGUUAUGAGGUCUAACUAUGCCGAGGUGUUUACAUUCCAACUUUGUGUUGUAUAGAAUCUUUCUUAAAAGAUUUCCUGUGCAAAAUAAAUUAUUUGCUGCUUAGGACUAUUAAUGCGCUUGCAUUAAAGUAAAGCCUUGAUUAACUUUUUUUUUCUUUAAAGGCAGUUUCUCAACUUGCCUUUAAUGUGGUUCCAUUCGGUAGGUAACACUUUGGUUUGGUCAAGAUUUUGAGUGCAUACACACUCGUCAUACAAACACUGAAUUUUCUCUACCUACCCCUUUCAUAGACGGGGGCCAUUACUGCACAUUUUGCAGUACAUAAUUCUUGUACUAUUUUUGCUUGCACAUUAUCAAGGUUUGCAUUAAUUUUGUCAUUGUCCAGUCUGUUACAAUAAUUUAUAAUUUUAUAAGUAUUUGUUUUGUAUUACAAACUACUGUGCAUAACUAUUCAAUCUAAAAAGCCUGUAGACCUUGGAGAGGUAGCUUCUCUGUAAACUUGUCUUCCUGGAGCAAUUAAUGACAGGCUUAUGUGAUAUGUAAACUACAUUAGACACAAAUUGGAAAUUUAAGUUGUAGUUAUAUUACUGUCUUAGGUUAGGAAUAUAUUACAGAAAUGACUAUUAUGCUAUAAACAGAGGGUUCAGGU
This is a messenger RNA of Procambarus clarkii (red swamp crayfish), 6309 nucleotides long. RefSeq names its product Pyruvate carboxylase (gene PCB). Gene Ontology annotation, biological process: gluconeogenesis; pyruvate metabolic process. Lineage: Eukaryota; Metazoa; Arthropoda; Malacostraca; Decapoda; Cambaridae. Gene Ontology annotation, cellular component: cytoplasm. The record is from RefSeq and is a predicted model, not a curated record. Gene Ontology annotation, molecular function: ATP binding; pyruvate carboxylase activity; metal ion binding.